GAGCAGCAGUGAUGCUGCCUCUGUUUGCUCCGCACAUCAGCAGCGGAGCUCCUCUCUCUCUCAGGCCAGCAGGCAGAGGCAGCGCGUCCGCCCGGAGAGAGAGACCACACCGCAUAGCGUUUGCUCCCGGCUGAACCGUUAUCACAUUCACGGUCUUUUCUAAUGGAUGUCUCCUCUUACUCUGCCUUUUGACACUGGACGGUGCUCUUGUAGCGGCGUUCAACGUGAGAAACACAUCACUCCCGGCUUGUUUUUUUGAGGUUUUUUCUCGACGACACGGAGAGGACCACACUCCCCCCAUCGUUAGCUCGCUAAGCUAGCUAGCCUGCUAACUUAGCCGUGAUACUUUGUACCGUAUCGGCGUCAGGUUUCUGCCUCGUAGCUAGACUGCGGUCUCUUGCGCUACAGCGGUGGAUUGAGGUGCCCUGUCACUAUAGGAGCAUGUUUGAGUGACGAGCGAAGGAGGAAGUGGGAUCUCUGACGCUCCGCCCCCUCUGCUGGUGGAGCACCCUGCACAUCUGACCAGAGACCCCGUUAGUCACUUGGACAGGAUGCGGAGGUUUGCCUACUGCAAGGUGAUUUUGGCCACCUCUUUGGUGUGGGUGAUGCUGGACAUGUUCAUACUGCUCUACUUCAGCGAGUGCAACAAGUGUGAUGACAAAAAAGAGAGAGGACUGCCCGGGAGACAAGAUCCCCUGACCAGGCCGCGGGACGGGCCGGGUGAAGGGGGGAAGCCUGUGGUGAUUCCUAAGGACAACCAGGAGAAGAUGAAGGAGAUGUUUAAGAUCAACCAGUUCAACCUCAUGGCCUCUGAGAUGAUUGCUCUCAAUCGGUCACUGCCUGACGUCCGCCUGGAAGGGUGCAAGAACAAGUUAUACCCCGAUAAUCUUCCUCGUACCAGCGUGGUGAUUGUAUUUCACAAUGAGGCGUGGAGCACACUGCUGCGAACCGUCCACUCCGUCAUCGACCGCUCUCCACACACGCUGCUGGAGGAGAUUGUCCUGGUGGACGAUGCCAGCGAGAGAGAUUUCCUUAAGCGGCCGUUGGAGCAGUACGUCAGAAGGCUGGAGGUCCCGGUCAGAGUGGUGAGGAUGGAGCAGCGGUCUGGACUUAUUCGUGCUCGCCUCAAGGGAGCGUCCAUCUCCACUGGCCAGGUCAUAACCUUUCUGGAUGCUCAUUGUGAAUGCACAAUAGGGUGGCUCGAGCCUCUGCUCGCCCGCAUCAAGCAAGACAAGAGUACGGUGGUGUGCCCCAUCAUCGACGUGAUCAGUGACGAUACGUUCGAGUACAUGGCAGGAUCCGACAUGACGUACGGAGGCUUCAACUGGAAGCUCAACUUCCGCUGGUACCCUGUACCCCAGAGAGAGAUGGACCGCCGCAAAGGAGACCGCACGCUGCCUGUCAGGACUCCCACCAUGGCAGGCGGCUUGUUCUCCAUAGACAGGGACUAUUUCCAGGAGAUCGGCACGUAUGACGCAGGCAUGGACAUCUGGGGUGGAGAGAACCUGGAAAUCUCUUUCAGAAUUUGGCAGUGCGGUGGGACUCUAGAGAUCGUCACAUGCUCCCACGUGGGCCACGUGUUCAGAAAGGCAACACCCUACACGUUUCCUGGAGGAACGGGACAGAUCAUCAACAAAAACAACCGGCGCCUCGCAGAAGUCUGGAUGGAUGAAUUUAAAAACUUCUUCUACAUCAUCUCUCCUGGUGUGACCAAAGUGGACUACGGUGACAUCACGUCUCGCACGGCUCUGAGACAAAAGCUUCAAUGUAAACCCUUCAGUUGGUACUUGGAGAACGUCUACCCUGACUCUCAGAUCCCCAGACACUAUUACUCCCUGGGAGAGAUCCGCAACGUGGAGACCAACCAGUGCCUGGACAACAUGGCCCGCAAGGAGAACGAGAAAGUCGGCAUUUUCAACUGUCACGGGAUGGGAGGCAACCAGGUUUUCUCUUACACGGCCAAUAAGGAGAUCAGGACAGACGACUUGUGUCUAGACGUGUCCAAGCUAAACGGACCCGUCAUGAUGCUCAAGUGCCAUCACCUCAAAGGCAACCAGCUCUGGGAGUACGACACUGUGAAGCUGACCCUGAUCCAUGUCAACAGUAACCAGUGUCUGGACAAGGCCAGCGAGGAGGACAGCCAGGUGCCCAGCGUCAAAGACUGCUCACACACACGCUCCCAACAGUGGCUACUCCGCAACGUCACACUACCAGAAGUCUUCUGACCACACUCCGCACACUCACAAACACACACACUCACACACACAGCGGCCCAGAGUAAGCAAUCAGGGGAACAGACGUGUUUAUUAAAAUUGGGCACAAAGAAAGGAAAGACUUCCCACGAGGGUAUUCGGGAAGAGAGGAGGACAUAUUGGACGGUACUACCUCUGCCAGAGAUCAGAGGGAGGAGCGAGUUUGACCCUCCACAGAGCGAGAAAAGAGGAAAGACUCCCUCUAAGAGACGAUGGCUGUUGUUUUACAUUUGUUUGUUGUUUUUUUAAAGAGAUUUUAUCCGCAGAGUGUGACUCGCUCGCUGGGCGCGAAUAUGAGACUGGCCUGUAGAGUCAAGGUUUGCACUCGCAGCUUCCCUGGACAAAGCAGUCCACCCCUCAACUCAUCACGUUUACCGACUGCCUCUUAUGAGAGAGUGUGUGCACUUACGUGUGUGUGUGUGUGAAUGGGUGUGUGUUCUCUGAGAAGAAUGUAUGCUUUGGGAAGGGGGCUGAAUUCCUUGUUUUCUUUUCUUUCUUUUUUAAUUUAAUUUUGUAACCGAUUUGAAAAAUGAACUCUUAUGAAGAAGAGUGCAUGUGUAUGUGUGAGACAGUCUUGCAGCAGUGAAUGUCUCCCUCUGGUGUUACUCCCAGGCAUCUCAUCCCACAGACUGAAGCCUCCUCGCUGGGGAAUUUCGACGGGAACGCACAUGCAUUAAAAAAAAAACUAAAGGACCGAACACGAGGACCCCGACGUCUGCCAUCCGCAGAGAUCUAGAGAUAGAAAUAUGAUGUUUGUGAUAUCUUGAGAUUUCUAUGUCAAGUUUUUACAGUCCUGUGAGAGCGCCACAGAGCAGUAACCCUAGUCUGUCUGCCAGUGUUUGUUGUCGUUAAAGAUGUUUAACAUAGAGCUUACACACUCGCACAGAGGACUCUGCAUAUGUAACUGAUAUUCACUGCCUACUGUACUGUAGUGUUAAACUAUAAGGAACUCCCAUAAGACACUACAUAGUCACACACACAUCCUGUAUACCUAUAGGAGAAAGGCUGCACUAGCCGGAUACUUUAAUCCAUUAUGUCAUAUCUUCUUCUCAAUGACCUCUUAAAAAAUACACUCCAAGGGCUUCUUUCCUCCAGUGGAGUGUGUGUGUGCGCUGUGUGUGUGCCCCCAGUCCAUCAGCUCCCUGUUUACUAGGACAAACCGCUCUCAGAUUCCUCGCUGUUGGACAAACAGAGCCCGUAGCGUAGACUGACGUCAGAUCAACGUAUCCCUACGUCUGUUGUACAAAAGAGCAAAAGCUGCUUUUAUUUUCUAAACGGAGCCGAGUCUCUGCACUCUGCUGGGGACAUAUCUACAGUAGGACAGGAAGCCUGGAAAGUGGUUGUUAGAAUAUCAAAGCGACGUCGCUAAUGUGUGCUAGGAGACUUAAUCAGGGACAGAUUAAUACAUGUAGAGAGUUGAAGGGAGUGUGGAGUUGAACUGUGGAUUACAGAGAGCACAGCAGCAGCACACAUAUCUUAAUUCAUAACUACAUAUCUCACUGUGCAAGCUCACCUGCAGUAUUUUACUAUUCAUAUCUCAGUGAGCCAGACAGCUGAACAGUUAUAUCAGUGUGUCUUUUUCAUUUCAACAAUCAUGCUUUCUUUAUUCUUUUUUCUUUUCUUUUUUUUGUAUCACUCCUGUGAGUCAGAGCAGGAGUUGUUUUCAUAAAGGUUUCAACUAUUUGGGCUUCCUCCAGUGGAGGAGGGGUUUACACAGGACAGUGGCUCAUCUUUGUUGUGGACACGAUAGUGAGAGGAGGCCGUCAACUGAUGACAUGUCUGAGCGAGUGACUGUGCGGGGAAGAUGUGAACGUUUUUUUGAUUGUGCGACAGAGGGUGUGUAACGAUUGUUCAGAUGUGUUGGGAGGGUUUGAAGGUAACUGACAAGUUCAGGCUUCCACACUGAGCUGAUCCAAAUGUAGAAAAUAAAGGUGAAAAAGGUUUACAGAA
Cottoperca gobio is the source of this 4202-nucleotide messenger RNA. RefSeq names its product UDP-N-acetyl-alpha-D-galactosamine:polypeptide N-acetylgalactosaminyltransferase 1 (gene galnt1). Gene Ontology annotation, molecular function: polypeptide N-acetylgalactosaminyltransferase activity. The record is from RefSeq and is a predicted model, not a curated record. The transcript is spliced from 14 exons. Lineage: Eukaryota; Metazoa; Chordata; Actinopteri; Perciformes; Bovichtidae. Gene Ontology annotation, cellular component: Golgi apparatus. Gene Ontology annotation, biological process: protein O-linked glycosylation. Bases 552 to 2225 code for a protein of 557 amino acids.